GUACUAGCCUUAAGACUAACCAGGGUUGAUGUUCCCCCAUCUGUCAUAAUUGGAAACCCAGUUUGGCUCAACUGUUCGUAUGAGUUGGAGAACGACGAGUUGUAUUCAAUCAAAUGGUAUAAAUCUAACGGAGAGUUCUAUCGAUGGGUUCCCAAAGACAUACCUCCGGGACAGAAGUAUGAGUCCAGAGGAAUACAUCUCGACUUAAAGAAAUCGAGUUUUGGGAAUGUAUUCCUAUCGAUGACUGAUCUGCACACCGAUGGCACCUAUCGUUGCGAAGUGAGCGCAGAAGCGCCCAGUUUUCAGACCGUUAAGAGGGAGAAAGAAUUGCGAGUUUACAGCGCUUGA
This is a messenger RNA of Medioppia subpectinata, 348 nucleotides long. The record is from the annotation of a GenBank genome assembly. Lineage: Eukaryota; Metazoa; Arthropoda; Arachnida; Sarcoptiformes; Oppiidae.